Molecule: messenger RNA, 2215 nt
Organism: Seminavis robusta
Lineage: Eukaryota; Bacillariophyta; Bacillariophyceae; Naviculales; Naviculaceae
Source: the annotation of a GenBank genome assembly
UGAAAAAUCUUUGCCAGUUACCUUUAUUUACACUCCGUCUUGGGCUAGUCCGCAUUCUCACAACGGUAUUAGAUCUUUUCUCGAAGCUCGAAGCCAACCAAUAUCAACAAGGCAGACAGCACAAACCAAACAAUCAGACGAGGAGCUCCCUUGCUCAAUCAAUCAACCGUCACCAUCUACAACCUCGCGAACAAAUAGCCAAACAACCAUGUCUUCUGGCACCACCACCAGCACCACAACAGUAAAGGAAGGCGAUCCAGCAGAACAAGGCACUGCCUGUCCGUACUUGGACACGAUCCAACGAUCGCUUUUGGAUUUUGACUUUGAACCCUCCUGCAGUGUCUCGUUACAAUCGGGUCCUCACAUUUACGGUUGUCUGGUCUGUGGCAAGUUUUUUCGAGGUCGCGGACAAACCACCCCCGCGUACACGCACAGCGUCCAAGACGGUCACUUUGUCUUUUUGCAUUUGGCCCAUUCCAAGUUCUACUGUUUGCCCGACAAUUACGAGAUUCAAGAUGCUUCGCUUCAAGAUAUUGCCGACGCGUUGCAUCCCACCUUUUCCUCGAGUGAAAUUGCCGCACUGGACUCCAAUACCAAAUUGGCCCGUGACUUGUUUGGACGAAGCUACUUGCCGGGAUUUGUCGGUCUCAACAAUUUGAACAAGACCGACUGCAUCAAUGCCUGUGUCCAAGCGUUGGCGCAUGUUCCGCCGUUAAGAGAUUACUUUUUGCGGCAACCACCACUUACUACUACUACGAGUAUAGAUGCCACAUCUUCGUCGUCGGAUUCCCAAAUUGUCUCGGCGGCACGCAUGUCCCAACACAUUACGCAUUGUUUUGGAGGAUUGGUCCGCAAGUUGUGGAGUGACAAACGAUUCAAAAAUCAUAUCGAUCCUCACAUGUUGACACAAGCCAUUGCCGCGGCCAGUCGAUUCCAAAUUGGAACCCAAAUGGAAGCGGGAGAAUUCAUGGCGUGGUUCUUGCAUCAACUUCAUCGGGGAUUGGGCGGGAGUGACAAGAAGAAAAAGAAGAAACGAAACUCUACUACUAGUAGUGACAAGACGAGUAUCAUUCAAACCAUUUUUCAGGGAUCCGUGCAAGUCACCACACGACAAUUGAAAAAACAAACCAAUGCAACACCCGAAGGACAAGAUGAUCGAGGAGGAAGUGGGGAUGAAGCUGAAGAUGAGGAAGAAGCCGACAAUACACCCAAAAUAGAAACGGAAGAAAUUGUCACCGAUUCCAACUUUCUCCAUUUGACAUUGGAUAUCUCGCAAAAACCACUCUUUCGCAACGAAGAUGGAGGAUUGGUCAUUCCACAGGAACCCUUGGUCACGGUCCUCAAAAAGUUUGAUGGCAUGUCCUUCUCCGAUGCCGUCAGUCGAUCGGGCGUGGCACAGCAGCGACGCUAUCGAAUCCGACAAUUGCCACCCUAUCUCAUUCUACACUUGGCACGAUUUCAAAGCAAUCGAUUCCUCAAGGAAAAGAAUCAUACCAUUGUGCCGUUUCCCGUCAAGAAUUUGGAUUUGGGCAAUUACGUAUUUGAUAAUACUGAUACAGAUACUACUGAGACUGACGGGAACAGUCACAAGAAAAAGCAGUUACCGACCGAAGAGGAAAUCCGGUCCAUGAGUAUCAAGGAACUCCGAGCCUUCUUGACGAAACACGGUCAGGAGCAUUUAAUGGACUACUCACCCGACAAGAAAGAACUAGUCGAUCACAUUGUUGACUUUACCACCAAAAGUCUACCCGACCUGCUUGCCGACAAGUACGAUCUGGUCGCCAACAUUACGCAUGAAAGCCCCGCCGAAGUGGGAAAGGAAGGACAGUCCGAUCCCCUGCAAGAGGGAUCCUACAAGUGCCAUGUCCAACAUCGAGGAACGCAACAAUGGUAUGAAAUUCAAGACUUGCAUGUACAAGAAGUCAUGCCGCAAUUGAUUGGACUGUCCGAGAGUUCCUUGCUCAUCUUUGAACGCAAGAACGCUUCCACCCUGUCGUAUGAACCGAAAGCAACAACCACCACCACCUCAUCCAAAAAGGCACGUCGCAAGACACAAAAAUGAGAAACUGGUCUCCUAACUGCAAGCAGAUUGGUUCGAAGGAAAGGGUGGGCGGGAUUGGGAACGAUGUAGGACGUAAUGGUGCAUCUGGGAAGUAUCAAUAUCAAUAGACUGUUUACUUUCCUAGCAGAAAUGCGUUCAAUGGUUAAAAGUGCC